Sycon ciliatum is the source of this 3067-nucleotide messenger RNA. RefSeq lists its product as uncharacterized. The record is from RefSeq and is a predicted model, not a curated record. Lineage: Eukaryota; Metazoa; Porifera; Calcarea; Leucosolenida; Sycettidae. Bases 268 to 2094 code for a protein of 608 amino acids. The transcript is spliced from 5 exons.
UCCAACAUUACAACCGGUGUUAUCUUCUUUUUGAGAUUGCUGUUGGAAAGAGCUGUAACAGGGAAGCAAUUAAUUGCUCUAGAAUCGCUAUAGCAAGUAGUGGGGAAGGUGUGGCAUUUGAGAAUUGUACAACUACUUUCUUCGUUGUACAAAAAGAGUUAUCGAAGAAAUCUAUCAGUUGGCUGACAGUCUAGAGCCGAUCUCCUGGGGACGCGCGGAUUACGGAGUUGCUGAAACAGGAGUCCUCAGGGAUUCGAGCUUCAUUUCAUGCGAAAUGUCGGCGCAGGAGGCUCUAUCAUGUCUAUUCUAUUUCCAGCCAUAAUCUUGACCUGGCUCAUUAGCUGUGGGCUAGUCACGCUGGUCGUCUGUCAAGAAACAGCAGAUGGCGGCGAGGAUGAAAGUGGAUCUAGAGCAGACUUGCCUGGCACAACCGUGCAACAGCCAAACAACACAGUACUGCAUGCUGCUCUCGGCAGCUCUGUUCAGCUCAUCUGCUAUGUCACACUCAAUGGCAGCAUUGUGUGGAGGACGCCACGGAGUGUCAGUUCUGGCAGGAGUUUUCUCAUCUCCACCAAGAAUGGCAGUACGCACAAGACAUCUACGGCAAACAUCCGUCACGUAUCAUCAUGGCAUGCUGGACUAUACACUUGCGCACUCGGCAAUGGUGUGGUCUUGAGGAACUUCACUCUCUUCAUUACGCCAGACGCUAGGACUGGAUUUGGCUCACUGCUUUUGUACGGAACACUGGGCUGUGUGGUAGUGUCUCUGUUGGGCGCAUCUUUGCUUGCUAGAAUCCACCAACUCCGACACAAGAAACCGAAACCUCAACUGCGCUCCUCCUAUUCUCCAGGGCGAGCAAUGCUGUCGGAUAACGUAGUCAUACCGGGUAUGCCUGAUGCUACACUUCCUCAUCUGGGCGAACAGCACAUGUCGCCACCACCUGCAGCCCCUCCGCGUCCUGCUUCAUCCCUAGAAGCCCGCAACCAGUCGCUAUACUCCAGUAACUACCAGGCACUGCGUGGUGUCAAGCACCUGCUGCACAACAAUGCUGAUGGCCUGCAGGCAGCCGAUACUGCUCUCAUCAACUCGCCAAAGAGCUGGCGCUCCACUGACACUGGUCCGGCAACUGGCAGGUCAAAGCAGCGCAUAGACAACAUGAGGAGCACCAUGUCGUAUUUCAAAUCUGCCGACAUUGAUGAUGGAUUGGGCUACCAUGAUCUGAGCGCAAGUUUUGGCGGUGAGGAUUAUCUUCCACCGGCGGACACAGGAUUCGGUUCUAGCAGCUAUAGAUCGACACGGCAGAGCAGACAUCUUAGUCAACAAGGAUCUGCACGUCACUCAGAGAGUACUUGGUGCGGUAGCAUCCAUGAACAGGGGAGGCCCAGUCGCGUAGGUGGGAGCUGUCGAUCUAACCAUUGGUCGGGCGCCUCGGCAAAGGAAAUGGUCGCUGGCACUGCUGAUUUUGAUUCGCGCUCAUCGAGUACUAAAUCACACGGAAACCCAAGGCGUAUGCACGCGAGUGACGUUCCAGUCGGUUGGGAACAUGAUGAAAUGGAUGACUUGUGUGACAUUGCAAUGCCUAAGUCGAAUUCCUUUGCAUCGCACCCAAGCCCUGUCGGUCCCCUUGUUGCCCGGCAUGCCGGUGGCAGGAGUGGCACUCGAGGCACUGUCACAACGCAUGGCUCAUUGAGACAUUCUCAUGGUUCACGGAUAACACAAGAACAUUGCAGUCCCAGACCUUUUGAACAAGCAGGUUAUCCAUCUUCUUCUGCAGUCAUGUCAAGGACGACUAGUUUGCAGGACACUAAACCUCUCCAUGUUGGUACAAGGACUGCUAGAAUGUCUACUCCACAGCACUAUUCGCAGGUUUCCCUUAGGAACAGUAGAAUGAACACGUCGCUCAAUCCUACUCCCUCUGACCUACUCCAUGAACAUACUCCACCCCUUCCUUGGAGGCCGGACUCUGCAGCCGGCUUGUAUCGCUCUGCUACGUUACACGAUGAACCCACACCAGCUGCUAGUCCCACACCACUCAGGAACGGUCAUCAAGACUUUGCUAUGUCACCGAGAGCGCCACGAAUGUACCAACAGUGAUAUUGCAGCGUGGAUUUGCUUUUCACUCUCUGCCAAAAUGUUAAUCGUUACCUCAUUCCAGAUCCCUUCACACAGCGACCUGAGCGUCUCUUCUUUCGAACAAUUCCCAGCGGCAGAGCAGGUGCUGGUCGCUUUUCCUCAGUCACUGAGAAUCCACAGUCAAACCUCUUGACAGGAAUGCAAUUCUCUACCUCUAACAAUGCACGUUUUCCCCUCAAGCACAGCUAACAUCGUAAUAAUAUUAUAAUACACACCCUGCGUGUCUUUCCUAACUCUACUCAUUCCUUAUGUUACAUUGUCAUUGUUUUGUGAACUUUUGUCACUACUGCCUUGGAUUUUUUUUCAAUUUGGCGCAAGCGUCUAUGCUUUCCUUUUAAUAGUUUCUUCUAGUCUAUAACGCCAAAGGUGUGGAGAUGACUGGCUCUGCAUCAAGUCGGCAGUCCAGCUUGCCAGCAAACCUGACGGUACACAUACCCUUGCGGCGGAAUUUUCUCCCUGUCACCUUUCUUGUAUUUGCAGAUAAUUGCUGCCAUUUGGGUGGGCAGGCUGUGCCUUCUCCACGCAACUGAUUUGAAAGCUACUCAUGCGCGCAGCCCUGUUCCUUUCUCUAUCUUUGUACAGUUAAUGCUUGCACAUACAUACAUACACACACGCAUACAUACAUACAUACUCACACACACGUAUGCACGCACGCUCACGCUCCGCCUCCUUGCACGCACUCUCUCUCUCUCUCUCUCUCCUGGUGCGAUUUACUAUUGUUGUACAUAUGGAGUAUAGGAUUACCUAACAUAGCAAAGGACUUCCUGGACUGAUAUUUCACCCACUGCUUUAUAUUUCUUCUUUGGGUACUACAUUAUAGUCUGAAGUAAUUAGUUGUUGAGACGAUUAUUUAUAACUAUUCCAUACAUAAUACACACAUGAUCGCAUGGUCUAUGCAGUUAUUGUGCCUUAUUAAACUGCAGAAUUAUCUCGU